Molecule: messenger RNA, 1407 nt
Organism: Oldenlandia corymbosa var. corymbosa
Lineage: Eukaryota; Viridiplantae; Streptophyta; Magnoliopsida; Gentianales; Rubiaceae
Source: the annotation of a GenBank genome assembly
AUGGCACACCACCAUAGAAGUACUACUAUCUUUUUUCCCUUCUUUGUCAUGGUAGUUGUCUCUUCAUUUUCAUUUUCAUCUUGCAUUCAUCAUGAACACAUGCUUGAAGAUCAUAAUCGUUUCCAAGAGGAAAUCGGUUAUGAUUUUCAAGCAUACCCUUUAUAUACUAGCCAAGUUGACAUUCAUGGCCGGGGACAAUUAUGCGAUAUGAAUUCCACCAACCAAAUUGAAGACGAGAGGAUUUCUAGCUUUGACGGAUUGAUUCGCCAGUUUUCGGAUGAUUCAGCUAGGUCAACAAUUGUUGUAGAUAACUAUGGAGCUAAGGGUGAUGGAAGUUCUGAUGAUACCAAGGCAUUUCAAGAUGCUUGGAACCAAUCAUGUUCAUCGACUAGUCCUGUUACUUUUGUGGUGUCACGAGGAAAACAAUAUCUUCUCAAACCUAUAACUUUUUCUGGUCCUUGUAAUUCUCCAUUAACACUGCAGAUAUAUGGGACUUUGAAAGCAUCUGAUAACAGAGGGGACUACCGCGUAGAUGGAAGACACUGGAUUCUUUUUCAAAGAAUUAAAAACUUGACUGUUGAAGGAGGUGGAACCAUCAACGGAAAUGGAAAUAUAUGGUGGCAAAAUUCUUGCAAAAUCAACAAAACCUUGCCAUGCAAGGAAGCCCCAACGGCUGUGACUUUUUACGAUUGCCAAAACAUAAUCGUUGAAAAUCUCAACAUUGAAGAUGCACAGCAAAUGCACAUUUCUUUUGAACAAUGCUCCAAUGUCCAAGCAUCCAAUUUGGUUGUCAAAUCUCCAGAGAAAAGUCCUAACACGGAUGGAAUUCAUGUUGCAAACACUCACAACAUCCAAAUCUCUAGCUGCACAAUCGGAACCGGUGAUGAUUGUAUUUCAAUCUCAAAUGGAUCCCAAAAUGUCCAAGCCUCUGAUAUCAUUUGCGGUCCUGGUCAUGGAAUAAGUAUUGGAAGCUUGGGAGCUAAAAAUUCAGAAGCUCGUGUUUCUGGUGUCUUUGUCAAUGGAGCAAAUCUUUCUGGAACCACCAAUGGAAUCAGAAUCAAGACAUGGCAGGGUGGAUCCGGAAGUGCAAGCAACAUGAAAUUUCAAAACAUCCAGAUGCAAAAUGUGGAGAAUCCCAUAAUCAUUGAUCAAAACUACUGCGACCAACCUACUCCCUGCACCCAUCAGGAAUCGGCUGUUCAAGUGAAAAAUGUGUUCUAUCAGAACAUCAGCGGAACCAGUGCUUCGGACAUAGCUAUAAACUUUGAUUGCAGCAAGAGUUAUCCUUGUGAAGGAAUACUGCUGCAAAAUGUUGAUUUGGUUAAGGAAGGAGGUGGAGCUUCAAAUGCUUCUUGCAAUAACAUACACUUGAUCAAUGUUGGAACUGUAUCUCCACGCUGCCCUUAA